AUGUUAUGGAUCUUUGGAACAUCACACAAUCUACCAAAACUCGCUGAUGUUGAUCAACUACCUGGUCAAGUGCUGCGCGUAUUGGGCAAUAAUCCAAGCAGAAUGACACUAAGUGGUACCAAUGUUUACGUGAUAGGAAGUGGAUCGAAAAGAUUAAUGAUCGACUCAAGUGAUGGCAAUAGAACGUUUGAACGAAGGUUGCUAGAAGUCCUUAAGGUUCACGGAGUGGAAGAGAUAUCCGAUUUACUGGUAACUCAUGGACAUUUGGACCAUAUUGGGGGUAUUUUGCAGCUCAAAAAGAGAUUUCCUGGUAUUAGAGUGUGGAAGUAUUUACCUGAUGCUGAUAAAGAAGGAUGUCGUCGACUGAGUUUGAGCAAUGUGGAGAGUCAACAAUUGGGAAUUAAGGCUUUGGUAGAAGGACAGACUUUCCGUGUGCCUGGCAGCGAAAACCAACUAACUGUAGUGUAUACUCCAGGACAUUGUAAUGACCACGUUUGUUUCGUAAUGAACAAUGGAGAAGAUCUCAAAGCAUCGAUACUAUUCUCGGGAGACUGUAUUUUGGGCUUUGGUAGUUGCGUAUUUGACUCACUUCUCGACUUGAUGGCAUCUUUGGCAAAGUUGAAAAGAUGCAGUGCUAUCAGGAUAUAUCCCGGACACGGGCCUGUGGUAGAGGAUGCAUCUGCCAAGAUUACUGAGUAUAUCAAACAUCGUCAACAACGAGAAGAUGAAAUUGUGAAAGCUCUGAAAUUGCAAGGAGAGCUGUCACUGUCAGAUAUAAUGAACAGAAUUUACGAGCCAUUGCCAUUUGUAUUACGCUAUUCAGCAAGACAAGCAAUUGAAAAGCAUUUACAGAAACUGCUGAUAGAGCGGCGAGUUCGUCUAAUUCAUCGAGCCGGAUUGUUUCAAAGUGCCACGUAUAGUUUAAUUUAG
Molecule: messenger RNA, 930 nt
Organism: Plasmopara halstedii
Lineage: Eukaryota; Oomycota; Peronosporomycetes; Peronosporales; Peronosporaceae
Product: Glyoxylase
Exons: 1
Coding region: 1-930 (309 amino acids)
Source: RefSeq, a predicted model, not a curated record